Molecule: messenger RNA, 1336 nt
Organism: Andrographis paniculata
Lineage: Eukaryota; Viridiplantae; Streptophyta; Magnoliopsida; Lamiales; Acanthaceae
Product: protein ORANGE-GREEN, chloroplastic-like
Exons: 8
Coding region: 64-993 (309 amino acids)
Source: RefSeq, a predicted model, not a curated record
AUAAUACUGAAAUGCGUGUAGUGUCGCCGGCAACCGCCGCUGAUUCUCAAUUCAGCUUGGAAGAUGCUCUGCUCCGGCCGGAUUUUGACGCUUCCCCACGCGUCGGCGCCGUUUGCUCUAUCUCACACCAGAUGCUUUCCUUGGAGCAACCUCACGUCCAGUCCGAGAUGGAGACUCAUCGGUGCGGACGACGACGCAUCUGUUUUUUCCGCUUCUGUUAAUUCGGAUUCAUCCGCCGGGAGAAAUUCCGUAGGAUUUUGUAUAAUUGAAGGACCGGAGACCGUGCAAGAUUUUGCGUCGAUGGAGCUGCAGGAAAUUCAGGAGAACAUCCGAAGCCGUCGGAAUAAAAUCUUCCUGCAGAUGGAGGAGGUUCGGAGGCUCAGAAUACAACAAAGAAUCAAAAGUGCUGAGCUUAGGAUAUCAAAAGAAGAACAAGAAAAUGAGCUUCCUGAAUUCCCUUCCUCUAUUCCAUUUUUGCCUCCUUUGAAUAAAUCAAACCUUAAGAGAUACUAUGCUACAUGUUUUGCACUUAUGGCUGGAAUCAUGCUUUUUGGUGGACUAAUAGCUCCCACUCUGGAGCUAAAACUCGGAUUAGGAGGGACGUCAUAUGCUGAUUUUAUUCGCAGCAUGCAUCUCCCGAUGCAAUUAAGUCAAGUCGAUCCUAUUGUGGCCUCGUUCUCCGGAGGAGCAGUUGGCAUAAUAACAGCCUUGAUGGUGGUUGAGCUGAACAAUGUCAAGCAGCAGGAGCAUAAGAAAUGCAAGUACUGUAUUGGUACAGGAUAUCUUGCUUGUGCUCGGUGUUCAAGCACCGGAUCUCUUGUUCUCAUCGAGCCAGUCUCGACUUCAAAUGCUGCCAAUUUGCCCUUGCUUCCACCUAAAACCGAGAGGUGCUCUACUUGUUCGGGUUCCGGAAAGGUUAUGUGCCCAACUUGUCUUUGCACGGGAAUGGCUAUGGCAAGCGAGCAUGAUCCACGGAUCGACCCCUUUGACUAAAAUUCAAACCUUUUGCUCGAUCGAAGAUGUGAAGGGAAGGAAAGCACUCUGCUAUUUGUAUUCUGUAUGUAUAUAUAUGUAUACUGUUCCCGGCGCAGUUUGUGGCCGGUCUCUUGGUCAUAAAUUUGUCGGCCAUUGUUAUGGCUACAAAUACAAUUGUUGUCCGUGCAAGUGCAACGGUUGUUCUGGUUAGAAAUCCUCGUUUAUUAUCGUAAUCAUUCGAUGACGACGAGUGUAGUCGCUGGAAUAAAUAUGAGUUUAAACUUCAGCCAAGAACAGUCCCAAAUCCGAAUUUGAUUUCAGUGUGUUCACUCAAUAAUUAUGGACAAAUUUGUUUGUUUUC